CAAAAGAAAAUUCUCUCUCCUUGAUAGUUACUUCCUCGGCCAAUGACAGAAACAAAUAUACAUGGCUCUGAAAUUUUCCUUUGCCGGAAAAGCAUUUCCCGCAACUUUAUUCAAAUGUCUCAAAACCAAUUUUUCUUUGGCUCUUCAUUUACACAACAGUGGCCAUUUCGACGGUGGCUUCGACCGUGAAACGUUUUAUGCAUCUCUCACUGAUAAUUCGGUCGACAAAAGCAACUUAUAUCAAAUCCAUGCACAGUUGCUAGUCUCUCAAUUGCAGUAUAAUGGCUUUCUAAUUGCUAAAUUCGUUAAUUGUAGUUCUAAUUUAGGUGAAAUUAGUUAUGCACGCAAUGUGUUCGAUUGUUUUCCUGACCCAAGUGUGUUUUUGUGGAAUGCGAUUAUUAGAUGUUAUUCGAGGCACAAUUUGUUUGAUGAUGCUAUUGCCAUGUAUCAAAGAAUGCUAAUGACAUGUGUUAGUCCUGAUGGUUUCACUUUCACUCUUGUUCUCAAAGCUUGCAGUGCGCUGUUUGCGUUUGAUAUAGGCCGGCAGGUACACGGGCAGGUUUUUAGGCAUGGGUUUGAAACUGAUGUGUUCGUGCAGAACGGGCUUGUGGCAUUUUAUGCAAAAUGUGGUCGUAUUGGACUGGCUAAUGUCGUUUUUGAUAGGUUAAGCGAUAGAACAGUUGUUUCUUGGACUUCCAUAAUUUCUGGGCAUAUUCAGAAUGGGCAGCCGAUUGAAGCAUUGAAAAUUUUCAAUCAAAUGAGGAAAAUGAAUAUGAAACCUGAUUGGAUUGCUCUUGUCAGUGUUCUUAAGGCAUAUACUGAUGUAGAAGACCUGAAACAUGGCAGAUCAGUUCAUGCUUGUGUUAUUAAAAUGGGCCUUGAAUUUGAGACCGAUUUGCUUAUUUCACUUACUGCCAUGUAUGCCAAAUGUGGGCAAGUUGGGAUUGCUAGGUUGUUUUUUGAUCGGGUAAAAAUCCCAAAUUUGAUCUUGUGGAAUGCAAUGAUUUCUGGUUAUGCAAAGAAUGGGCAUGCUGAUGAAGCUCUGGAGCUCUUUCGUCAAAUGAUAACUAAAAACUUGAGGCCAGAUUCUAUUACUGUGACAUCUGGCAUCUUGGCAUGUGCAGAAAUAGGUUCUCUUGAAUUAGCAAGAUGGAUGAGUGAUUAUAUUAGUAUGACUGAAUUUAGAAAUGAUGCUUUUGUUAACUCUGCCCUUAUUGAUAUGUUUGCAAAAUGCGGUAGUGUUGAUUCGGCACGAAUUGUUUUCAACAGAGCAGUGGAUAAAGAUGUGGUUUUGUGGAGCGCAAUGAUUAUGGGGUAUGCAUUGCAUGGUCAUGGCCAAGAAUCCAUUAAUCUUUUUGAUGCAAUGAGGUGGGCUGGGGUGCAGCCCAAUGAUGUUACCUUCAUUGGGCUCCUUACUGCAUGCAAAAAUUCAGGUCUUGUAGAAGAAGGAUGGCAACUUUUUUGCCAAAUGAAUCAGUAUGGGAUUGAACCACGUCACCAGCAUUAUGCCUGUGUGGUUGAUCUUCUUGGUCGCAGAGGGUAUCUAGAACGAGCUUAUAAGUUUAUCAGGAACAUGCCAAUUGAACCAGGUGUAAGUGUAUGGGGAGCUCUUCUGAGUGCGUGCAAGAUCCAUCGCCAUGUCACCCUUGGAGAGUAUGCUGCUGAGCAGCUAUUCUUAUUAGAUCCAUAUAAUACUGGGCAUUAUGUUCAGCUGUCAAAUCUUUAUGCUUCAGCUCGACUAUGGGAUUUUGUUGCAAAAGUACGGGUGCUAAUGAGGGAGAAAGGAUUGAGUAAGGACAUGGGCCAGAGUGUGAUUGAGAUAAAUGGAAAGCUUCAGGCAUUUCGAUUUGGAGACAAAUCACAUCCAAGGUCCAAUGAGAUUUUUGAGGAGCUUGCGAAUCUAGAGAGAAGGUUAAAGGAAGCAGGUUUUUUCCCUCAUACAGAAUCGGUCUUGCAUGAUUUAAAUGAUGAAGAAAUUGAGGAGACACUUUGUAAUCAUAGUGAGAGGCUCGCAAUUGCUUAUGGCCUUAUCAGCACUCCUCCAGGAACUACACUUAGGAUAACAAAGAACCUUCGGGCAUGUGUGAAUUGUCAUGCAGCAACCAAGCUUAUUUCAAAGCUUGUAAACAGGGUGAUAAUUGUCAGGGAUGCAAAUCGUUUUCAUCAUUUUAAGGAUGGAGUUUGUUCUUGUGGAGAUUAUUGGUAAGGAGGAACAAUCUCCACACUGAAUUGUUUGUAUUAAUGAAGAUAUAAUAGUUAGAAAAGAGUUUUGAUAGCCGAGGGGCUAGCUCAAGCCCUCUGUAUUUUCGAGAAGCAGGAUGAGAUGCCAACUUAUGCCUUAGCGAAAAAGAAGGAAUAAAUGCUUAAGAUGCUUGUGAAACCAGAGUUUUGACAGAUAUUACAUUUAAUGUAGCGAGGUACAACAGCUUCAUUGAUCUCCAAGACAAGCUUCAUCAAAAUAUUUGCAGGCUUUGCCUCCUCAAGGAAUAAAUUUUGUUCCGCUGAAACAGGUCAAAAGCUACAGAGCCGAUGAGCUGAUGGAGUUUUAUCGGGAUCACAAUGCAGCUGUUGUUUUUGCACCUAAUCGAGAAUUCACCAGUGUUCCCUGUCAUAUAUGACAGUAACAGGUUGUCCGAAGCAGCCUCAUGCCUGGAGCUUUGAAAAUAGUAGGACAUAAUAAAGACCACCCAAAGCCAACAAAGGUAUUUAUUUCAGAUACUCGGAUUGAGUUUGUUAUUUCAUGAAAUUGCAUAAUGCUUUUCCACAUAGGCAAACAAAACGUGUCCAUGUAAUUCUUUUCAUACUGUGUAUGCUUAACAUUGAUGAAUUAUGUUUCUGAUGGUCUAGAGUAAUGCUUAGAGCCACCUAUUCUGCAGGAGGAAGGUUGGGAGUGUGAGUUAGACUAGUUGACUGGUCAUAUAUGUGUUUGUGUGCACAUAUGCUUUCUGCAUAUGCGCCCUUAGUGUCAUUCUUUUUAAUGUAAAAUUAAAUGAUAGAUCUGCGAAUUAGGAUAGUGUUCUCCUUUCUUUUCUUUUCUUUUCAUAAUGAUAAUGUGCAUUUGUGGGUACUUUCAUGUUUGAAAUAGGCCCUAGAUAUUUGAAGUGGGUGAUAUAGUAUAACUAGAUGAGAGUAAAGAAGUUGGUGCUGCAAAUCGUCGUCUACUCUCAUCUGUAGAUAUUAAGUGGAUAAUAAACUGUAUAGCUACAGUUUGGCUGGUUCAUAUGGAAAUAUCUCCUUGGACGUAAUUAUUUCUCAUAUAAUUUUAUAUAUACAAUGAAAGAAUUGCAAUUGGAGGUUUAAACUUAA
This is a messenger RNA of Jatropha curcas, 3306 nucleotides long. Its product is annotated as pentatricopeptide repeat-containing protein At3g12770. Gene Ontology annotation, molecular function: protein binding; RNA binding; zinc ion binding. NCBI's taxonomy places the organism in Eukaryota, Viridiplantae, Streptophyta, Magnoliopsida, Malpighiales, Euphorbiaceae. Gene Ontology annotation, biological process: RNA modification. The record is from RefSeq and is a predicted model, not a curated record.